AUGAAGUUCUUCAUUACUUUUCUCAUCAUUACUCUUAUCAUUAUUGAUGGUAUACAAAGUAUACCCAUUGUCCAUUCAACUCAUGUUCAAACUGUUUCUUUAUAUCCUGUAGUUACUUCACGUACAUCACGAAAACCUAUUGUAUCAUCUGACAUUACUGUUCAUACUUCGAAACAUCCCUCUGAACAUGAACAUAGUACCUAUCAAUCGACAAAUUCGAUUUCUUCUUCGUCACCAUCUACUACGCAUUAUCAUCCAUCAUGGUGGUAUAAUCAACAUUCAGCAGGACGAAUUAUUCUUCGUAUCUUUCUUUAUGCGAUUGCAUUCGCUGUUGUAUCCACUAUUCUUGGAUUGAUUUGCAAUUCAAAAAAACAACAACCAGCAAUCAAGAACAAUCGUAAUAUUGUUUUAAAGAAUAAAAUGUAUGUUUCUACAAUAAGUGGUAAACGGGAAGAACAACCACCAACAUAUGCAGAAGUUCAUAAAGUUUGA
Molecule: messenger RNA, 492 nt
Organism: Rotaria sp. Silwood1
Lineage: Eukaryota; Metazoa; Rotifera; Eurotatoria; Philodinida; Philodinidae
Source: the annotation of a GenBank genome assembly